Debaryomyces fabryi is the source of this 1407-nucleotide messenger RNA. RefSeq lists its product as uncharacterized. Gene Ontology annotation, molecular function: RNA binding. The record is from RefSeq and is a predicted model, not a curated record. NCBI's taxonomy places the organism in Eukaryota, Fungi, Ascomycota, Pichiomycetes, Serinales, Debaryomycetaceae. The coding region runs from base 1 to 1407 and encodes 468 amino acids. The transcript has a single exon.
AUGUCUACGUUCAGUUCGAUCUUUGGAUCAUCAGGUGAUAAAACUAAUGUUGAUAAAAAUAUAGAUCUGUUAUUCAAGGCUUCAAAAGGGCCAGUUUCUAGACAAUAUUCUGACAGGGCUAGAACCAUAAUUGAAAUUCCAGUAGAUGCCCCAAAGAAAGAUUCAGAUGAAGAUCAGAGUGAAAGCAUCGAGGAAGAAGAGGAGCAGGAGAAGGACAUAAAGGCAGAAGCCAAGCGUGCAAAGAAAACGAGGCAAAAGAAGGAAUUAAAUGAAGACUUGGAAUCGAAGUACUACGAUAAAUUGUUGAAGGAAAAGGAUGAAGAAGCACCAAAGGUGGAUAAGACAGAAAGUAAAAUCGAAACAGAAGAAAAGGAUGAAAGCGGAUCUGGAUCUGAUUCAGACUCGGAAGACGAGGAGGAGCAAAGUAGUGAAGCUAAGUCCAAACGUGCUAAGACAGUUGAUUUAAAGGAAGCUGAAUUAGAAAAGGCCGAGCGUACUGUAUUUGUGGGUAACGUUAAUGCUGCUGUUGUUAGCUCAAAGCAAAUGUACAAGAAAUUCAAGAAACUUUUCUCGCAGUACGGUAAAGUCCAAUCGAUCAGAUUUAGAUCCAUAUCGUUUGAUGAUGCGGUUCCAAGAAAAGUAGCAUUUGCUAAGAAGAAGUUACAUAGCUCGAGAGACACCUUGAAUGCGUACGUUGUGUUCACAGAAAAGGAGCCAUCUUUGAAGUGCAUUUCCAAGUUAAACGCAACUGUAUUUGAACAUGCACAUUUAAGAGUUGACCAUGUCGCCCAUCCAGCACCAAAGGACAACAAAAGAACUAUUUUUGUUGGAAAUUUGGAUUUUGAAGAAAAGGAAGAGACUUUAUGGCGUUAUUUCAAUUCUAAAACUGACAAUGACGUUGAAUCCGUGAGAGUUAUCAGAGACUCCAAGACCAAUUUGGGUAAAGGUUUUGCCUUAGUUCAAUUCAAGGACACUUUAUCAGUCAACAAGUCUUUGUUACUUAAUGACAAGCCAAUGUCUGAUGAAAAGAAACGUAAGCUUCGUAUCUCAAAGGCUAAGGCGCACUCCAAACCAUCUAUAUUAUCACCAAAUCACAUCGACAACUCCAAGAAGUCUUAUGCCUCAAACAGAUCCAAGAUGUCCGCAAAAUUAAGUGAUAAUCAAAGAACGAAGUUAGGUAGAGCCCAAUCUGUCUUGAAUAAGAGUGAUAGAGCUACCGCCGGUAAGUCCAAGUCGAUUAUUGAAGGACAGAGAGCUUCUAAGGGGGAUCUGAUUGCCGGUAUUAAGGGCCUCAAGAGCAAUAGAGACAGAAAAGUAAAGAAGCCUAGAAUCAGAGACAGAUCUACCAACUUUAAAAAAGAAAGAGACUCAAUGGCUUCGGAAUUGAAGAAUGGUCCAAAGAAAUGA